This is a messenger RNA of Cyprinus carpio (common carp), 763 nucleotides long. RefSeq lists its product as uncharacterized. The record is from RefSeq and is a predicted model, not a curated record. NCBI's taxonomy places the organism in Eukaryota, Metazoa, Chordata, Actinopteri, Cypriniformes, Cyprinidae.
UCUUAUCCCGGCUACAGCAGGCAGCAUCUUAAAAACCGAACAGCAGCCAGUGAGGUGUCAAGUUCUUCUCUGCCGCAAUGUUUAUUUACAUUAAACAUGGAGAUAAUAACCAGUUCCUAGUUAACACCAACUGUCCAACCGUUGUCCUCAUGGAAUACAUAAAAACCAGGUUGGGACUUGCUGAGUCAGAGCUUAUAGACCUGUGUGAUGAACGAGGAGUGCUGAAAUUCCUCUUCCUGCCCCAGAAUUCACAGCAAUCUGCUCGUGGACUGCUAAAGGCUAAAGAGUCAUUCAUUGUUUGCAUUAUUAAGCGUAGAUCUGAUGGGGCUUAUAAUUCUGUCACAUCACUGUUAUCCGGUGUUGACCCUGCUGUAAUAGAGACCCUGCAGACUCAGAUUGACAAUCUUGAGAAAACUCGUCUGAAGCAGCUUCAUAUUGUGGAGACUCGUAUGACUUCAUCAGAGGAAAUCAAUGCUCAGACUCUGUCCACUAAAACUACUAAAAAGCGCAAGAAAGUUACACAUGCAAAUGCCCCUGAUGAAGAAGUCCAGCGCCACACAGGGGACAGGAAGAGCAGGAAUUGAACAAAAGCUCUCACAUUCGAGCAUUCAGUGUUCAUACUCAUUCUUAAUGAUGAGUCCCAGUUUAAUUCAUUCAAAUUACAGACGUGUUCAUCAGAAAUGCUGUAUUAUUUUUUACAAAUUAUUUAUCUUUUUACUAGGUGAUUCAAGUUGCUACAUUCAUUUUAUAACACACAAAACCA